Messenger RNA from Physeter macrocephalus (sperm whale), 1761 nucleotides. RefSeq names its product immediate early response 5 like (gene IER5L). Bases 372 to 1583 code for a protein of 403 amino acids. NCBI's taxonomy places the organism in Eukaryota, Metazoa, Chordata, Mammalia, Artiodactyla, Physeteridae. The record is from RefSeq and is a predicted model, not a curated record. The transcript has a single exon.
AUAGCACAAAGGAACCGCCUUGGUCUGAUUGGCCAGUCUAGUGGCCCCGGGGCGGGUAGCGUCUGUCACUCGGGAGGUUGUGGGCACUCUUAUUGGCUCAUCCGGUGUGGGGCGGGGCCCGGACGCCCGGCUAAAUAGCUGGGGCCGGGGCCGGCCGAGGCCCAUUGCUUUGGCGCCGUCUGGGGAGCACGAGCCCGCGGGUGGCGCGCAGCGCAUGGUGGCGGCUCCUCUCGGAGCGCAGCCGACCCGCUGACCCGGGCUCCGUUUCCCCUGACCAGCGCGUCCCGGAGGCCGGCUGGAGGCCGAAACAGCAGCAGCAUUAGCAGCAGCAGCGGUCGCGGCUGCUCCGCCGCCGCCGUCUCCGCGGGAGCAUGGAGUGCGCCCUGGACGCCCAGAGCCUGAUCAGCAUCUCCCUGCGCAAGAUCCACAGCUCCCGGACCCAGCGCGGCGGCAUCAAGCUGCACAAGAACCUCCUGGUGUCCUACGUGCUCCGCAACGCGCGCCAGCUCUACCUGAGCGAGCGCUACGCCGAGCUCUACCGGCGCCAGCAGCAGCAGCAACAGCAGCAGCCGCCCCACCACCAGCACCAGCACCUCGCGUACGCGGCGCCGGGCAUGCCGGCCAGCGCGGCCGACUUCGGCCCGCUCCAACUUGGCGGCGGCGGGGACGCGGAGGCGCGCGAACCUGUCGCCCGGCACCAGCUGCACCAGCUCCACCAGCUCCACCAGCUGCACCUCCAGCAGCAGCUGCACCAGCACCAGCACCCGGCGCCCAGGGGCUGCGCGGCGGCGGCGGCCGGGGCGCCCGCGGGCGGCGCGGGGGCGCUCUCGGAGCUGCCCGGGUGCGCCGCGCUCCAGCCGCCGCACGGCGCGCCCCACCGCGGGCAGCCCUUGGAGCCGCUGCAGCCGGGUCCUGCGCCGCUGCCGCCGCCCGCGCCCGCCGCGCUCUGCCCGCGGGACCCUCGCGCCUCGGCCGCCUGCUCCGCGCCCUCCGCGCCCCCAGGGGCCGCCCCUCAGGCGGCUACCGCCGCCUCCCCGCCCGCCUCCCCGGCCCCCGCCUCCUCCCCCGGCUUCUACCGGGGCGCGUACCCGGCCCCCUCGGACUUCGGCGUGCACUGCAGCAGCCAGACCACCGUGCUGGACCUGGACACUCACGUGGUGACCACGGUAGAGAACGGCUACUUGCACCAGGACUGCUGCGCCUCCGCCCACUGCCCCUGCUGUGGCCAGGGCGCCCCGGGACCCGGCCUGGCGUCCGCCGCCGGCUGCAAGCGCAAGUAUUACCCAGGCCAGGAGGAGGAGGACGACGACGACGAGGACGCGGGCGACCUGGGGGCCGAGCCCCCCGGGGGCGUCCCGUUCGCCCCCUGCAAGCGCGCCCGCUUCGAGGACUUCUGCCCGGACUCGUCCCCGGACGCGUCCAACAUCUCAAACUUGAUCUCCAUCUUUGGCUCGGGCUUCUCCGGGCUAGUGAGCCGACAGCCGGACUCCUCUGAGCAGCCGCCGCCGCUCAACGGGCAGCUGUGCGCCAAGCAGGCGCUCGCCAGCCUCGGCGCCUGGACUCGAGCCAUUGUCGCCUUCUAGGGACCCCCGAGGGCACGGGGACCCGGGGCCCCGCGGGGCUGGGGCCAGACAAAGACUCGGCCAAGGGGCGAGCGGAGGGAACGAACGGGCGCCCGGCCACUCGGGGCUGAGCUGGGGGCGAGCAGAGGGAGAUGGCUGAUGUUUUAUAAAUUGUAAAAUAAAAGAAAAAGAAAUCUAA